AUGUCGCCUCAAUUCGAACCCCUUCAAAACGACCUUUUACUGAGGGCCGCACGAGGCGAGAAGAUCGAACGCCCUCCAAUAUGGGUUAUGCGGCAAGCCGGGCGCUACCUCCCCGAAUACCAUCAAGUAAAAGGCCAACAUGACUUCUUCGCAUGCUGUCGCUCCCCCGAAAUCGCCUCAACCCUCACCCUCCAGCCCGUCGAGCGCUACUCAGGCCUCAUCGACGCCGCCAUCAUCUUCUCGGACAUCCUCGUCAUCCCCCAAGCAAUGGGCAUGACCGUCGAGAUGAUCGAUAAAAAGGGCCCCAGCUUCCCCUCACCCGUGAAAACCCCCUCCGACCCUCAAUACCAACAGCUCCUCGACAAACAAGUCGACGUCGCCAAGGAGCUCGACUACGUCUACAAAGCCAUCACGCUGACAAGACAGAAGCUGAAGGGCCGCGUGCCGCUGAUUGGCUUCUGCGGCUCACCGUGGACGUUACUGUGCUACAUGGUCGAGGGGGGCGGGAGUAAGAUGUUCAUCCAGUCCAAGACGUGGGUGUAUCGGUACCCGGCGGCAUCGAAGGCGCUGCUGCAGAAGAUAGCAGAGAUCUGUGUUGAGCAUCUGGCGCUGCAGGUUGAGGCGGGGGCGCAGCUGGUGCAAGUAUUCGACUCGUGGGCGGGGGAGUUGUCGCCUGCGUCCUUUGCGGAGUUCUCGCUGCCGUAUCUACGCUAUAUCUCUGCUCAUUUGCCGAAGAGGUUGGCGGAGAUGGGCCAGGAACGCGUGCCCAUGACUGUCUUUGCUAAAGGGGCGUGGUAUGCGCUGGAUGUGCUCUGUGAGUCUGGGUAUGAUGUUGUGAGCUUGGAUUGGUUGCAAGACCCUGCUGAGGCGGUCAAAAUUGCAAAGGGGAGGGUUACGUUGCAGGGCAAUGCGGAUCCCGGGUGCUUGUAUGGUUCUCGCGAGGCGAUUACUGCCGUUGUGGAGAAUAUGGUGAAGGGCUUUUGGGAUGGGAGGCGCCAGGGGUGGAUUGCGAAUCUGGGGCAUGGUGUUACUCCUCUUGUCGACCCGGAGGAUCUGAAGUUUUACUUCCAGGAAAUUCAUCGGUUAACGGCUGCGUGA
Messenger RNA from Paracoccidioides brasiliensis Pb18, 1098 nucleotides. RefSeq names its product uroporphyrinogen decarboxylase. Gene Ontology annotation, biological process: heme biosynthetic process. Gene Ontology annotation, cellular component: cytosol. The transcript has 4 exons. Gene Ontology annotation, molecular function: uroporphyrinogen decarboxylase activity. Bases 1 to 1098 code for a protein of 365 amino acids. The record is from RefSeq and is a predicted model, not a curated record.